AUGUCUUUUGGCACCAACAUGAGAACGGGCUUCUUGGUGCAGGACAUCCUGGAUCUGCCCGACUCCCUCACCGGGAGAUGCGGCUCCGGGACCGAGGAGACAGAGGAGGACGACACCGAGGAGGCCUCCGUGGAGGUUUCCGGCGCAGAAAACGUGCAGAAACUGGGAUUUACCGGGAGGAAUAUGCGCGAGAGAGGCGAGGGGAGCUUCAGCAGGUGGAGCUGCGGAUCCGGUAACCUGCACUUCUCAUUACACGGUCUUUCCCGGACCGAGCCUAAAUCUCCAGAGUUCUCCCCGGACCCGGAGAUGGAUGCUGCGGGCGGCUCUGAGCAGAAGAGCCGGGGCAGGAAGCGCAGAGUCCUGUUCUCCAAAGCCCAGACCUUCGAGCUGGAGCGUCGCUUCCGGCAGCAGCGCUACCUGUCCGCCCCGGAGAGAGAGCACCUGGCCGGGCUCAUCCACCUCACCCCGAACCAGGUGAAGAUCUGGUUCCAAAACCACCGAUACAAGAUGAAGCGGGCCCGGACGGAGCGCAGCCUGGAGGCGCUGCAUCCGCUGCCGGCCCGCAGGGUCGCCAUCCCGGUGCUGGUGCGGGACGGAAGGCCCUGCGACCGGAUCACAGUGCAGGACCUGGAGGCGACGCUCCGGUCCGGUUUGAGUCUCCCGCUCUGUGCCUACUCUCCACUGCUGCACCCCGGCCUGCAGCAGCAGCAGCACACCGGGGUGCAGCAGCUGGCGCACAUGUACCACUGGAGCUGGUGA
Messenger RNA from Scomber japonicus (chub mackerel), 759 nucleotides. RefSeq names its product NK2 homeobox 2b (gene nkx2.2b). Lineage: Eukaryota; Metazoa; Chordata; Actinopteri; Scombriformes; Scombridae. Gene Ontology annotation, cellular component: nucleus. The transcript has 2 exons. The record is from RefSeq and is a predicted model, not a curated record. Gene Ontology annotation, biological process: cell differentiation; regulation of transcription by RNA polymerase II. Bases 1 to 759 code for a protein of 252 amino acids. Gene Ontology annotation, molecular function: RNA polymerase II cis-regulatory region sequence-specific DNA binding; DNA-binding transcription factor activity, RNA polymerase II-specific.